Molecule: messenger RNA, 1242 nt
Organism: Lathyrus oleraceus (garden pea)
Lineage: Eukaryota; Viridiplantae; Streptophyta; Magnoliopsida; Fabales; Fabaceae
Exons: 3
Coding region: 1-1242 (413 amino acids)
Source: RefSeq, a predicted model, not a curated record
AUGGUGACUGGAAUACUGUCUGGUAAUCAUAAGGUCCUUGGGGUUUCCAUUUCCUUAAACACUAUUGAACCUUAUAGUGUUGCUUAUCAAGAAAAUAUGGAGUCUUUAGGAAAGAAUAUCUCUGAUGAUGUUGAGCAAACUGAUGCUCAUAAGGAGUCAAAUGUUGACAAACCCUUAGAUAAUGUGGCUGGUGAAGAAGUCCGUGUCACUCAUGAUGUCAGUGACAACCCUAACUGUGAGGCUGAAAUAGUAGACCUGGAGGAAUUUUCUGAUAAUGAGUUGUUGUCCUCAGUCCUUUCUAGCAUAGCCAAAAGGGUUAGGACUAGGAGAGAAAAGAAAAUAGUGGCUCAAAGGUGGAAAUAUGUUUAUCAGAAGAGGCUGGCUUUGGAAAGGGAAUUAGCUCAGAAUGUCCUAGACUGUAAGGAUAUUAUGGACCUUAUUCAAGAGGCUGGUUUAAUGAAGACUGUGACUCAGUUCUCAAAGUGCUAUGAGAUGUUGGUAAAGGAAUUUAUUGUUAAUUUGUCUGAAGAAUGUGCUGAUGGGAAGUCUAAGGAAUUCAGGAAAGUGUAUGUGCGAGUCAUCAAUGCUAAUCAAGUGAGGAAGUGGCCUCUCAAAGGAAAGUUGGUGGCCAGCAAACUGAGGGUCAAGUAUGCAAUGCUGCACAAGAUUGGAGCUGCUAACUGGGUGCCCACCAAUCAUAAAUCUACAAUUGCUGUAAUGCUUGGAAAGUUUAUAUAUGCUGUUGGAACCAAAGCCAAUUUUGACUAUGGAUCCUAUAUUUUUUAUCAAACUUUGAAGCAUGCAGGAAGCUUCAGUGUGAAGGGGCCUAUAGCCUUUCCCUCUCUCAUCUGUGGUAUUGUGUUGAAUCAGUUUCCAAACAUCUUGACAGAGAAUGAUUCUGUGAAGAAAAGAGAUAACCCUAUGUCCUUCAAUCAUAAGUUGUUCCUAGGUACCCAUGUCCCUGACAUUGUCAUGACAACAGGUGAGACAUCACGUGUAAGCAAUCCACCAGGUAAAGCUGCUGUCAUUGCAAUGCUCAAAGAAACUUGCAGGGAUUUAGAGGCAAGGAAGCUGAACUUGGAAAAAUUGAUUAGCACUUUGGAGAUGACUGAAGGUGAUGUGCUUGGUGAAGCUGCUGUUGCUGCUACAGAAGGAGCUGAAAGACAAGGUGAAGAGGGAGAAGCAGAUGCCAGUCCUGAUGAUGGCACAUAUGAUGAUGCUGACUCUGAGUCAGAUGACUAG